Messenger RNA from Propithecus coquereli (Coquerel's sifaka), 966 nucleotides. Its product is annotated as centriole, cilia and spindle-associated protein-like. The coding region runs from base 33 to 809 and encodes 258 amino acids. Gene Ontology annotation, cellular component: axon; spindle; centriole. NCBI's taxonomy places the organism in Eukaryota, Metazoa, Chordata, Mammalia, Primates, Indriidae. The record is from RefSeq and is a predicted model, not a curated record. Gene Ontology annotation, molecular function: microtubule binding. Gene Ontology annotation, biological process: regulation of mitotic spindle assembly. The transcript has a single exon.
AGCGGCGGGCACUCGGGCCUGCGGGCGGCAUCAUGUCCCCGGGGAGCGGGGUGAAGAGCGAGUACAUGAAGCGCUAUCAGGAGCCGCGCUGGGACGAGUACGGGCCGUGCUACCGCGAGCUGCUGCACUACCGCCUGGGCCGCCGACUGCUGGAGCAGGCGCAUGCGCCCUGGCUCUGGGACGACUGGGGCCCGGGCAGCUCCUCGGACGACUCAGCGUCGUCCGAGUCGUCUGGCAGCGGGGGCCCAGCGCCCCGGUGCGCCCCGGCCUCGCCCGCGGAGCAGGAGGAGACGGAACGGGGGGUGCGCGGGUCCCCGGAGGAGCAGCGCGCAGAGGCCGGGGACGCGGAGGACGCGGCUCUGCCUGCGCUGCCAGUGAAAGAUGAUGUAGAAGAAAAACCUGAACAAAUCAGAACAAAAGAGACCGAUAUAUUACCCGCCGGUAUCGAAGCACGACAACAACGAAGUGCCUUAGUCGCCAGAGGAAAUAGGGAAGCGGCCAGAAGUCCCCAAAGAUCAUCAAGCAAAAUAAAAGAAAACAAGCAUCCAUUUGCUCUUUAUGGCUGGGGAGAAAAACAGACCGACACAGGAAGCCAAAAAACUCACAACGUGUGUGCGUCUGCCGCUGUGCAUGAGAUUCAUGAAUCAGCAUUACGAGCCAAGAACAGAAGACAGGUGGAAAAAAAGAAACUGGUUGCUCAGAGGCAACGUGCUCACUCUGUGGAUGUGAACAACAGAAAGAUGAAGUCUUCCUCCUCGGAGAACCCGUGGAUGACAGAAUACAUGAGGUGCUAUUCGGCCAGAGCGUAAAGAAACAGUCACGUGGACAGCCUCUUAAAAAGUGUAAGUGACAGAAAGGAAAAUCAAAACAAGACGAAAACCAUCAAAAGAAACUGGACCACAGAUUCAAGAAACCAACUGAAUAUGCAAGGUUUUUCUUAGAGAAUUCCUGAAAGAUUGUUUUAUU